GGGUCAAAAUUGAUUAGCCAUUUUUUAAAGUAUGGUUUUGGAUAUGGAUAGUUCAUUAAGCUAUGUUCCUAUUUUAAGCUAAGUAGGUUUUAUUUAGUUCAGAUUUUUUUAGCUCAUUGUCUCAUUGAAAAUAUCGGUUAUUUAGGGGUGUAAUAGAACAAUCAUAAGGAAAUAAAGAAAACUUGUUUUCACAAACUCUUACUAAAAAGCCAUAACUAAAAUAAGCCUUUAAGUUCAAGUAGAAUUAAGUUAAAUCUAACCGUGACAUACAUGAUAUUGGUGUUUGUGAAUACCGUACACGAUUCCAGCACUUUUGGGACUUCAAUUUUCCAGCGGCCGCAGCAGAAUUGAUAGUUUUACGCCUUAGUUCUUGAUAUACUUUUGAGCGGAACAGUCGCAUCUUGUGCUUAUAAAUAAAUAUGGGAACUAGCUGGUUUAAUGGCACGACCCUUUUGCUUGGAUUUUGCAGUGCUGCUUAUAUUUUGUUUUUCACAUUUGCAAUAUUAACCUUAGUCAUGUGUUAACAAUAACUUAUAUCAAUAUCCUAUUGUCUCCAAUGCCAAACCCUUAUUUCGGAUUGUUUAAUU
Drosophila elegans is the source of this 587-nucleotide messenger RNA. RefSeq lists its product as uncharacterized. Bases 420 to 524 code for a protein of 34 amino acids. The transcript has a single exon. Lineage: Eukaryota; Metazoa; Arthropoda; Insecta; Diptera; Drosophilidae. The record is from RefSeq and is a predicted model, not a curated record.